AUGACAGUUCAUGAAGUCAACCUGUCUUCGGCCAAAUUCAAUCUAAUCGAUGACUCAGGUUCAUGUAGAGCUUAUCUUCAUAUCAACGAUUCCAUAGAACCAUUUAAUUCGAAUGUUUAUCGAACGAUAAAUUCAUUAGAAUUGUUCUUUGUAUCGAAUGGUCCACUAAAUAGUACCUCUGUUCAAAUCAAUAACAGUAAUAUAACUGUAACAAAUAAUUAUAUGAAUAUUCCAAUCAUGAUAGAAUAUUUCUUUCACUACAAUAAUUAUAGCACAUUUAAAAACUAUAAUGUAUCUUUAAACGUAUCAUUAAUCAAAGAACCGAUGCCAUGUACAUAUGAGGUAGUAACCAGUAUCGAACCUACUACCAUGAAUUCAUCACCUUCGGAACUUACAAUUACUCACUCAGAUACAAGUGAAGUUACAAAUCCAGAAGCAAGUACGACUACACCGACAAAUAAAUCAGAAUCUCUUGCUGGUUGGAAAAUUGCAUUGAUUGUCAUUGGUUCGAUCCUUGGUGUUCUAUUAUUAGGAGGAAUGAUUGGUUUUAUUUUAUGGAAAUGCAAUUCUAAGCCAAAACUGGGUAUCGAAACUUUUGGGAAUACUAAGAUUCAACCAAAAGAAUUCGAAUCUCCUCUGGAAGUUCGAACAUCUUCUAAUGAACAAAUCAUCCAAAAAUCAUUACCUCAAUCUAAACCUACCGAUCGUCGACAACGAUUAUCAUCACUAUUUACACACCGAAAACAAAAACAAUCAUCAAAUCAUGAUGACAUUAUUCGACCAACAAUACCACAAAUUACAUCCACAUCGUAUAACCUUUCAAAUCAUCAAGAAGCUCAACAAAGUCAACAACAAGUACAAUCAUCAAACUAUGAACAAAUUUCUUAUUCAUCAAUAUCUCAACCAAUUUCGAUAUCAUCUGAUAUCAUGCAUCAACAUCAAAUACCUCGUGAUCGACGAAGAAUAUUACCACCCAUUACAAAUGAUUAA
Molecule: messenger RNA, 990 nt
Organism: Rotaria sordida
Lineage: Eukaryota; Metazoa; Rotifera; Eurotatoria; Philodinida; Philodinidae
Source: the annotation of a GenBank genome assembly